This is a messenger RNA of Sapajus apella (tufted capuchin), 1673 nucleotides long. Its product is annotated as SKI family transcriptional corepressor 1-like. NCBI's taxonomy places the organism in Eukaryota, Metazoa, Chordata, Mammalia, Primates, Cebidae. The coding region runs from base 162 to 1037 and encodes 291 amino acids. The transcript has a single exon. The record is from RefSeq and is a predicted model, not a curated record.
UUGGGGCAGAGGCUCCCCAAAUUGGGGUGAUCCCCCAAGGAGUGAUACAUAUAUUGUGUAUAUAUUUACAGCUCUAUUGUAAAAGUGGGGUCCCUGUCCCCAGCUGCUCCUGGGGAGUAGAAGCAAUAAUGUAUUUCUGAUUUGUGGGUCCCACUUCGGCUAUGCGGGUUUCUAGGGGGUGGGGGCUUGGGACCAAAGCGUUGCCCCGCCCCUAUGCCCCUCGGGGGUUUUGGCUGUGUACGGGGGUGAAGGACUGCCCCUCCCUUCCAAGACCCCUCCUUCCUAGUUUCUGUUCCUUUUUCCUGGCAGUGAAUUAUGCAAAAGGGGGCGGCAAAGGAAGGGUAGGUGGGGGAAAGCCAGGUGGAAGCUUGAAAGACUGGGGGACUGGGCCUGUAAGGAAGGAGCCAUCCCAGUCCCCCUCCGCCCUGCUCCCGGCGCUGAGUCAUGGGGUCCUGGAGAAGAAGGGGGCGGGGUGGCCUGAUUGGCUCGCCCGCCCCUGGGGGCAGUGGAGGGGGGGCCCCGCCCAGCUAGGGGAGCCGCUCGGUUCCACUCCCCUCCCUGUCCCUCCCUCCCCGUGGCCCUGGGCAGGGAAUGUCUUGUUCCCGCCGCUCCCUCCCCGGGGCCAGAGGGCAGGGCGGGCCGGGCGGCGUCCUACCCUCUUCUCCUCCCCACCUCCUCCCGCCCAGGUGCGAGCCGGAGCCGCCGCCACCGCUGCCGCCCCUGACUCACGCCGCCCCCGGGCUGGCGCAGCGAGGGGUGUGGGACAGGGUGAGGGGUUGGAGGAGCCUUGCGGAGAGCGGGCGAGCCGGCGCCAUCUGGCGGCCAUGCCCUGGGCGGCGAGCGCCCCCCGCGGCCACUGGAGCGAGCUGUCUUCGCGCUCCUCACCCACCCCACCUGGUGAGCGGCGCCCCCUUGCCAAGGCAGUGGGCACGGAGCUUCUCGCUGGGCCGCAGGGAAAAGGGCUGCGGACCUGUGGGAAAGUGAUCCCCUUCCCAGAUCCUUGCCAGCCGGGCUUCCUGUCGGGCGGAGGAGAAUAACCUCCUCACUCUUCUUUUAGGAUUCAAUCCACCCCCAUUCUGUACAUAGCCUCUUCUGUUGGUCUUGUUGAAAUCUAGUUUCAGAUUUUUUAACUACCCAAUUCUGCUGGGGGUGGGGGACAACCCCCCUUCCUCGCUGGGUGCUGGACCCCUUUUGCAGCCUGGGCUCUGCCUUGCACUAUUUCCCCUUCCUGGCCUGACGGCCCCUCCCCCUCCUUAAAAGGGGCAGGUUCAGGGGCCCGGUGCUCUUCCUCUCUUCCAUGCACCCCUUUGCCCAUUUGCACAGCUGCCCAGGUACCCCUAACAGUGGGGAGGGGUCACAGGGAGGGGGUAGCGGGACCAGUCCCUGUAUCUAUUUAAAAAGUGAUGAUGUAAUAUAUUGGGGUGGUGGGGAGGUCGGGUUGUCCUGGGCCUCAUCUUAGCAUUUCAGGUGAUGGGGGGAGCCCAGGGCUGGGGAGACCUGGGGCCCAGCCCCAGAGAGUGGGGACAAUGUGGCCUCCCUUCUCCCUACUUGUGGCUUUCCCAGUCAGUGCCUUAGGGGGAGAGGCACUCCCCCCCUCCUAUUUCCUUUCCCCCACCCCAACCCCCCACCUCGGGUGUAAGCGACAGGAAGAAAUAAUAAUAAUUUAAGAUUCA